Labrus bergylta (ballan wrasse) is the source of this 2499-nucleotide messenger RNA. The record is from RefSeq and is a predicted model, not a curated record. NCBI's taxonomy places the organism in Eukaryota, Metazoa, Chordata, Actinopteri, Labriformes, Labridae.
AAUGCCCUCCCAUGGGACUGGAGACUUUGAAGAUUGAUGACUUCCAGCUUCACGCUUCAACCACGAAACGCUAUGGCCUCGGUGCACACAGAGGUCGUCUUAACAUUCAGGCUGGCCUUUAUGAAGACGUCUAUGACGGGGCCUGGUGCGCUGGGAGAGAUGACCCACUGCAGUGGUUUGAGGUGGAUGCCAGGAGGCUGACAAAGUUCACAGGGGUCGUCACUCAAGGCAGGAGCUCCCUCUGGUCGAGUGAUUGGGUGACCUCGUACAAGGUGAUGGUGAGCAACGACAGUCACACUUGGAUUACACUGAAGAAUGGCUCAGAAGACUUGAUCUUCAUUGGAAACAGAGAGAAGGAGAUCCCAGUCCGGAACAUCUUCCCGGUUCCCGUGGUCGCCCGAUACAUUCGAGUCAACCCAAACUCCUGGUUCACCAUCGGCAACAUCUGUAUGAGAGUGGAGAUCCUUGGCUGUCCUAUGCCAGAUCCAAAUAAUUACUACCACAGGCGUAAUGAAGUCAUAACCACUGACAAGCUGGACUUCCGACACCACAGCUACAAGGAAAUGAGACAGCUUAUGAAGGUGGUCAAUGAAAUGUGUCCCAACAUCACCCGCAUCUAUAACAUAGGAAAGAGCCACAGUGGCCUCAAGCUGUACGCUAUAGAGAUAUCCGACAACCCGGGAGAGCAUGAACUUGGUGAACCGGAGUUUCGUUACACAGCGGGUUCCCAUGGUAACGAGGUGCUGGGGCGAGAGCUUCUCCUCCUGCUGAUGCAGUUUAUGUGCCUGGAGUAUCUGUCCGGCAACCAGCGGAUCCGUCACCUGGUGGAGGAAACCAGGAUCCAUCUUUUGCCAUCUGUCAACCCCGAUGGGUACGAGAAGGCCUUUGAAGCGGGUUCAGAGCUCAGUGGCUGGUCUCUGGGUCGAUGGAGCAACGAUGGCAUAGACAUUCACCAUAACUUCCCCGAUCUCAACUCAAUACUGUGGGAGGCCGAGACCAAGAAGUGGAUCCCCCGUAAAAUGUUGAACCACCAUGUGCCCAUCCCGGAAUGGUACCAGUCCAAAAACGCUUCGGUUGCCGUGGAGACACGCGCUCUGAUUGCGUGGAUGGAGAAGAUGCCCUUUGUGCUGGGUGGCAACCUCCAGGGCGGGGAGCUGGUGGUGACCUUCCCGUACGACAAAACCCGCUCCCAAGGGGUCACCAGGGAGCCCACCCCUACCCCGGACGACCACGUCUUCCGCUGGCUGGCCUUCUCCUACGCCUCCACCCACCGCCUGAUGACUGAUGCUAACAGAAGGGUCUGCCACACUGAAGAUUUUGCCAAAGAGGACGGCACCAUCAACGGGGCGUCCUGGCACACAGCGGCUGGCAGUUUGAAUGAUUUCAGCUAUUUGCACACCAACUGCUUUGAGCUGUCGAUGUAUGUGGGCUGUGACAAAUUCCCUCACGAGAGCGAGCUGCCAGAGGAGUGGGAGAACAAUCGCGAGUCUCUGCUCGUCUUCAUGGAGCAGGUGCAUCGCGGGCUCAAAGGUGUGGUGCGGGACCUGCAAGGGCGCCCGAUUGCUAAUGCCACCAUCGCUGUGGAGGGAAUCAGCCAUGAUGUUUGCACAGCUGCUGAUGGUGAUUACUGGCGCCUGCUGAACCCCGGGGAGUACCGAGUCACCGCCAGAGCCGAGGGCUACAGCGUCACCACCAAGAAGUGCGAAGUGGGCUACGAGAUGGGCGCCACCAAGUGCGACUUCUUCAUCGGCCGCACCAACCUGUCCCGAAUCAGAGAAAUAAUGGAAAAGUUCAACAAGCAGCCAAUCAAGAUGCCAAUCAGGCGGCUCCAAGCCCGCAGGUCCAGAGAGAGACGGCUGGGAACAUCAUGACUGUACGACGAGGAGAGAGGAAAUGUUAAAAAGUAACAUCUGCUCUCAUCAGACCGGGGUGAAGCCCAAGAGUGGGUUUGGACCUCUGUCAGGUUCCCCUGAGUGAAAAUUUAAAAGAGGAUUAUUUAAACAGGAUGCUUCAUUUGUUAUGUGUGUGUGUGGUUUGGUUUUUCUCUUGUUCCCAGAUAUAAGCUCUCUUUUAUCUGAUGUCAUCUCUUUUUUUUAUAUAUAUAUAAUGACUGUUAAAGAUAUGAUUCUGUCAGAGGCCUGCUUUAUGAUUUAACCCUUUGUUUUAUAAUUAGAAAUAAGACCUCCACCUUCAAAAAUAUCUGCAGAUUUAAAAAAACAAACGAUAAGAAAGAAAGAAAGAAAGGUGAGGAGGAAUCUGUUUUGAGUGUAACUCUAAGCACUGUGAGGAAAGGCUGUGACUGUCACUAAUGUACAUACUUAUUAACUUAUGUAACAGCGUUAUGUAAACCAUUACAAAAGCUUCAUUACUUGCACUUGUACAUUGUUCCGUUCUGUUUAAAAACCUGGACUCGGUGACCGUUUGUGUGUCACUGAUUUUGUUUUGUUUUUUUACACGUUGCUUUUGGCAAGUUAUUAAAUAAAGACUGUUUGCACACUU